CUACUACCAAUAAUAAAAUAAUGCAAAAAUGCAAAAAUGAAAAGAACUGUUUCAUGUGUUUUGGAAUCAACCAAAUCACGAGAUCAAUAAUAAGCCGUCUAAAGAAUUGUUACGUGAAAAUCACUAUGUCAUAUCAUUUUCAUUUUUCUGUUUUAGACACUGUAUUGUAGGGUCUAAAAGACGAUCAUCGUCUUAGUGUCCUCCGUCUCUGUCCUCUCAAGCAUUGCCUCAAUCGCUACUCAUUCAUAUAUAUUGCUAUUUGCUACCUGUCCUUUUCUUUCUUCAUAUAACUUACUUUCUUUUCCACUCACUUCCUACUUCAUCUUGUUAAUUCUCAUGGAUUCUCAACUACACCUUGAUGCAAGCUAUGACGAGGAUAAGGAUGUUGAAAGGAUCUAGCUGGUAUCUAUAUCUUCUCCUAAUCAGAAUUUUUAUGCCCAUAUUAUUCAGAAGAAAACAUGGAAGCAAACAAUUCUGCUAUCAUUUCAAAUUGUGGGAAUAGUUUAUGGUCAACUGAGCACUGCACCUUUAUAUGUAUUUGGGACAAUGCAAGAGGGAGAUCUUUUAUCAGAGGAAGUCGUUUAUGAACUCUUCUCCUUCAUUUUCUGGACACUCACAAUUAUUUCUUUGAUCAAGUAUGCCUCUAUAGUGUUGAAAGCUGAUGAUGAAGGAGAGGGUGGUACUGUUGCUUUAUACUCACUGUUGUGUAGAAAUGCAAAAGUUGGCCUGCUCCCAUGUGAUAGUACCAACGAGGUUAUGCUUUAUGAGGAGAGAAGUUGCUCUAAGAUGAAAACCGAUUCAAGAGCACGAAGGGCCAUUGAGAAACACAAGAUCUGUCACUAUUUGAUAUUGUUUUUAGCCCUCUUUGGUUCCUGUAUGACCAUUGGGGACGCUGUGCUCACUCCAGCACUUUCAGUGUACUCUGCUUCGUCUGGCGUUCAGAGAUCCUUGACAGACAUAUUGGAUGACAUAUAUGCCUCAUCACCAAAUACUCAGCAAUCCGUAACAAAAGCUCUAAAAAGAUAUGUACCUGUUCCCUCCGCGUGUGUUAUACUGGUUGGCCUGUUCAUGCUGCAGAAUUGCGGUACACGUAAAAUUGGGAUCAUGUUUGCCCCAAUCAUCGCUGUUUGGCUAUUGUUUGCUGCUGCGGUGGGAACAUAUAAUAUUUUCUACUGGGAUGUAAAAAUUAUCUGUAAAAUAUCCCCAAUCUACAUAUACAAAUUCAUCAAAAAUAUUGACCUCACCAGAUGGAGGUUGUUAGGGAGCGUCAUUUUGUGUGUAGCAGGAUCGGAGGCAAUGUUUGCAGACCUAGGCCAUUUCUCCAAGAAAUCAAUUAAGAUUACAUUUAUAUGCUUGAUCUAUCCGCUUCUUCUUUUAUGCUAUGCUGGUCAGGCUGCAUAUAUGUCCAAAAAUUUAAUUGCUCCGGAGUUUAAUCAUCUUAGUCAAUCUAUUCCACGUGGUUGCAGGCACUUGUUCAUAGUAUUAUCCCUACUUUCUUCAGCCGUGGGAAGCCAAGCAACCAUAACAGCGUGUUUCUCCAUCAUUAACCAGUGCCUCGCAUUAAAUUGCUUUCCCAGAGUAAAAGUUAUUCACACAUCAAAAACUAUACAUGGGCAGAUUUACAUCCCCGAUGUUAACUGGUUAUUGAUGAUUUUCAGUCUCACUGUCGUGCUUGCUUUCAGAGACCUUGUGAAAAUUGGCAAUGCAACAGGUUUGGCUAUCAUUUGUGGAAUGCUUGUGACAACUAGUCUGAUGUCACUGAUAAUUGCUUUGUAUUGGGAGAAGAAUUUAAUGGUAUCUGCGUGCUUUCUUGUAUGUUUUGGCUUCCUUGAGGUUGCAUAUCUUUCAGCAUGUCUGCUACAAUUCCAUAAGGGAGCUUGGUAUUUGGUUGUCCUAUUGGUAGUGUCCAUGACAAUCAUGCUUUCAUGGCAUUAUGGAACUGUGAAAAAGUAUGAGUUUGAUUUGCAAAACAAGGUACCAACGGAAUGGCUAAUAGAUAUUAGUCCAGGCCUAGGGAUUUCAAGGGUACCCGGAAUUGGGUUCAUUUACACUGACAUAGUAGCAGGAAUCCCGGCUUUCUUUUCACAUUUCAUUACUAAUCUUCCUGCCUUUCAUCAAGUGUUGAUCUUGGUGUCCUUCAAGUAUAUACCAGUGCCUUAUGUCCCAGAAAGUGAAAGGUAUCUCAUAGGUAGGAUAGGGCCAAAGGAUUACAAAAUAUAUCGUUGCAUUGUGAGAAGUGGAUAUUGUGAUCACAUAAGGGACACGGGUGAUUUUGAGGAGAACAUUAUUCGUUCCAUAGGGGAAUUCAUUUCCAUUGAACAGAAUGACAUUGAGUCCAUGGUUUCCCCGGAUGAAACAAUGAUCGUUGUUGGAAAUUCAGGACUUGAUGGAAAUGCUUUAGUUGCUCUUGAUGAAGUUGAGUCAUGCAUGGUGAACAAUGAAUCUCAGAUAAGUCCAGUGGAUGAAACGUUGGAGAGUAGUAGUGGUGGUAACAAGAGAAAGAAGGUUCGGUUCAUGUUGCCUGAAAAUAGUCCUAAAAUGCAGGUAUCUGUUAGGAAGGAGCUAUUGGAGCUAAUUGAAGCCAGGGAGAGUGGAAGUGCCUAUUUCUUGGGUCAGUCACAUUUGGUGGUGCGCGGUGGCUCAAACUAUCUCAAGAGAUUCUUAAUCAUGGUUUAUCGUUUCAGUGAAAAAAACUGUCGAGAAUCUCCUGUGGCUCUUAAAAUCCCUCAUGCAGCACUUGUAGAAGUCGGUAUGGUAUGUACUAUAUAACUACAACAAAUUAUACGACUUCUGCUGUUUCACUAAUCCAAAUAGAGAAGUCAGAGGUACAAAAGAUGGGGAAAAAUAUUUCUUACUUGAGCAUAGUUGUAGAUCUCAGACUAUGCAACAUAUAAUGGAAAUUAGAGAGAUUAUUCAUGUCUUGUAUUGUACCAAAAAAAAAAAUAUAGUCCCCUUUACAUGAUAUAGACAUUAUGACCAUAUAAAUGCUGAUGUAUUUCUGGUUCUGGGUGAGUUAUAGGGUGCAAGGGUAUACAAAAUUGUGUAUGAUAGACAACAAUUUGACCUGUUGCCGUAAGCUGUAACACUUAAAAAAUGGUUGUUAAACCUUUAAUCAAUUUACAUAUACUGCUGCAUAACGUAAAGAUAAAAUUACAAAAAAAAAAAAUUAUAAAAAAAAAUAAAACAAUAUUUUUUAAAAUUACAU
Cajanus cajan (pigeon pea) is the source of this 3205-nucleotide messenger RNA. RefSeq names its product potassium transporter 25. The record is from RefSeq and is a predicted model, not a curated record. Gene Ontology annotation, molecular function: potassium ion transmembrane transporter activity. NCBI's taxonomy places the organism in Eukaryota, Viridiplantae, Streptophyta, Magnoliopsida, Fabales, Fabaceae. Gene Ontology annotation, cellular component: membrane. Gene Ontology annotation, biological process: potassium ion transmembrane transport.